Molecule: messenger RNA, 720 nt
Organism: Chenopodium quinoa (quinoa)
Lineage: Eukaryota; Viridiplantae; Streptophyta; Magnoliopsida; Caryophyllales; Amaranthaceae
Exons: 2
Coding region: 1-720 (239 amino acids)
Source: RefSeq, a predicted model, not a curated record
AUGCUUAAAACUCAUAUAUCUCGCCUUGCUUCUAAUUCAUCCCCUUCUUCUUCUUCUUCUUCUUCUUCUUCCACCAUUCCAAGUCAAGGAGUCAACCAAAAACCUUUGUAUGAAGUGACAACUAGGAGUGGGAAGGUAGUAGGGAGUGACCCUUUAGUGAAAGAAGAGCCUCAAGAAGAAGUGGAGCUAGAGAAUGAGGGUGAGAGAGCCAAUGAGCCAUUAAGUGUUGACAAAGAAAAGGACGUUGAGGUGCCAAAGGAUAAAGUUACCCCUUUGCCCCUAAAUUGCCAACCUAGAGAGGAAAAGCUACCCUUUCUACAACAAUUUGUGAGAACUAAACUUGAUGCCCAAUUUGGGAAGUUUUUGGCUGCGAUAAAGAAUUUGCAUGUUUCUCUUCCUUUUGUUGAUGCAAUGAAACAAAUGCCCCACUAUUACAAGUUCUUGAAAGACCUCUUGAGUGGGAGAAGGGAGUGUGAAACGGUGAACUUAACUGCAAAUUGUAGUGCUAUCCUUUCCAACAAGCAUCCUACUAAGUUGAAAGGUCCGGGUAGCUUCUCCAAUCUUUGUUCCAUUAAUGGUGUCAAGUUUGAAAAAGCGUUGUGUGAUUUAGAAGCAAGAGUGGCGGUGGAUGAGGAUGAGAGGAUUCCUAUAAUUUUGGGUGUACCAUUUCUUGCUAUUUCUAUAGCAAUCAUCGUGAAGGAGGGUAAGAUGACCCUAUAA